Molecule: messenger RNA, 1042 nt
Organism: Aspergillus pseudonomiae
Lineage: Eukaryota; Fungi; Ascomycota; Eurotiomycetes; Eurotiales; Aspergillaceae
Product: nicotinamidase
Exons: 2
Coding region: 93-797 (234 amino acids)
Source: RefSeq, a predicted model, not a curated record
AACCUCCCACUCAAUAACCACAAGAGAACCCAAACACCGGGCCAGCUGUUCCAGAACAAACUAGUGAAAGAGAAGAAGUGCAAGAACUCAAGAUGAAGGCAGCCUUACUCGUGGUUGACAUGCAGAACGACUUCUGUCCACAGCACGGGGUUCUUCCAGUCCAGGAGGGGCGCGCAAUCGCACCUCUUAUAAACCAUUUGCUGACUCUUCGGGGGUUCGCGGUACGAGUGGCCACACAAGAUUACCACCCAGCAGACCAUAUCUCCUUUGCCAGCAGCCAUCCCCCUCCCAACAACCGCCCUUUUGAGAGUGUGAUCACCGUGAACAACCCAGCACCGGGGAAAGCGCACGAAACCAAACCACAGAACCUGUGGCCGGCACACUGUGUUGAGGAUACCGAGGGCGCUGAGAUUAUCCCUGAGAUCAAUACCAGUAACAUCGACCUAUAUGUGAAGAAAGGUAAGCACAGUCAGGUGGAAAUGUACUCCGCUUUUGCCGAUGCUUUUGGGAAUGUUGAUCCUUCUAUCACGGCUCAAUCGGUCGAUGCCGAUCUCAAGGACUUCCUGGCCAGUAAGGGCGUCACGGACGUCUUCGUGGUCGGGUUGGCGGGCGACUACUGCGUCAAGCAUACAGCUAUUGAUGCCGCGAGGGUAGGCUUUAAUAGUUACGUGGUUGAAGAUGCCACUCGGUGUGUCGUGCCAGGUUCGGGUUGGGUCGGAGCGAAGCAGGAGUUGAGGGAGGUGGGAGUAUCCAUUAUUCAAUCGAAUGGCCCUGAGAUUUCUGGUCUGGCAAUCUGAGCUCUCAUAUCGUAUCGUUCAAAUGUGACUGACCAGGGUGGGCUCUUUCCGAAUCAUUGUUUUGUUGGAUGGCGGUGUGCUUCUUGUUGAUCCGGUCAUCAUAGAUAGUGGUUACCCGAACUGAACGAUGAUUUCACUAUCAGUCUAAAUAUUUCAAUUUGAGAUGGAGUUACAGCUUUCGAUAUGUCCAAUAUACUAAUGCAAACUGUAUCCCCGAUUUGAUUGAUACUAAAGUAGAUAAGGAC